Molecule: messenger RNA, 297 nt
Organism: Aureobasidium musti
Lineage: Eukaryota; Fungi; Ascomycota; Dothideomycetes; Dothideales; Saccotheciaceae
Source: the annotation of a GenBank genome assembly
GGCUGCGUCUGCGCCAAAGAAGCAACCUGCUCCUGCGGCAAGCAACCCGCUCUCCACUGCACCUGCGAAAAAGCCGCUACCGAGAACAAGGUCGAGGGUGCGCGUUGCUCGUGCAACCAGCGUGCUGCUGGUGCUUGCACAUGCUCGCGUUCCUCUGCAGAGAAUGCUAAGCCCAGUGGUUCUACCUGCGCUUGUGGCAAGAGAUCAAAGGACUCCUGCUCUUGCAAUGGCACUGAGGCUGGUGCUGGCGAUUACCCCACGAGACCGACUUCACCACCAAGGCUUAGACGGCUAGCU